Molecule: messenger RNA, 273 nt
Organism: Rhizoctonia solani
Lineage: Eukaryota; Fungi; Basidiomycota; Agaricomycetes; Cantharellales; Ceratobasidiaceae
Exons: 5
Coding region: 1-273 (90 amino acids)
Cellular component (GO): mitochondrion; mitochondrial inner membrane; MICOS complex
Source: RefSeq, a predicted model, not a curated record
AUGUCGUCUGCCCCUUCAAAGACAUCGAGCGAAGAUAUUAUCGGUCAAAAGUAUGAUCGCUGUGUGGCAGAUCUGAUCGUCAAAUCUGGUGUGGGGUUCGGCGUUGGAAUCGUUGCCAGUGUCCUUCUCUUCCGCCGCCGCGGGUGGCCAGUUGCCUUGUCCACUGGUUUCGGUGCUGGUGCUGCUUAUGCCGAUUGUGAUCGGUCCUUCAACCCUGCUCGUAUACCCGGUACCCGCAUUGUCCCACCUUCUGCGCUCAAGGAGCAAAAAUAA